ACUUAAAUUAAUGUGGUGGCUUGCCAAUUAGUCAAGGCAUAGCUGCGUGGGCAUACCAGGGAAACGUCAGGGGGCAGAGAAGGAAGAAAAGGAACCUCACCUAGCAAUGAGCGAAGGUCCAAAGCUCUACACCAACAAACCUAAAAAAGCUCAACUGAAACAAUUCCAAGAGCAACGAAAAGGAAAGGAUUUGGCUUCAACAUCAUCAGCUGCAGCAGCAUCAUACACAAUGGGUUCUCAGACUGCUGCAAAUCCUCCACCACCACCUCAGCCUCCAAAAGAAUCGUUUGCAAGGCGUUACAAGUUUCUUUGGCCUCUUCUCUUGGCUGUCAACCUUUCUGUUGGAGCUUACCUUUUCAUGAGAACAAGGAAAAAGGAUACAAGCAUAACUGAUGAAGAUGUUGCAAGAGAUGUUGGUGCGACUCCUGUUUCAACUACAGAUGUCACUGCUCCUCCAGUUACUGAAAAGCCCUUACCUUCACCAUCCAUUACACAACUUGUGAAGUUGGUUGAACCCAUUCCUGAGAGCCAGCAGCGUGAACUUUUUAAGCAUAUACUGGAAGAGAAAAGGAAAAUCAAACCAAAAGACCCUGAGGAGAAGAAGCGCCUUGAUGAAGAGAAAGCCAUACUCAAACAAUAUAUUCGAGCAGAAUCCAUUCCUCGGAUAUGACUGAUAACGCUUUGUUUAAAGUUCGAUAUGAACUUUUCUUUAAGUAUUUUGGAAGUUUAGUUUCCAUUCUAUUGAAUUUCAAGUUCUCUUGUUUUAAUAUUUUGGUUUGGUAAAAUCUGCAAGAAAUUGUAUCAUUUUCUUGAGAAGUACUUUCCUAGUAUAAUUGUCACCCUGUAAAUUUCACACAAAGGGUAAUGUUCGUGACAAUGUUGCCUACUCUGCCACUCUUACUUAAAUCUGCAAUGCAUUAUUGGAGAUUAGAUGAC
Theobroma umbraticum is the source of this 936-nucleotide messenger RNA. RefSeq names its product WAS/WASL-interacting family protein. The record is from RefSeq and is a predicted model, not a curated record. NCBI's taxonomy places the organism in Eukaryota, Viridiplantae, Streptophyta, Magnoliopsida, Malvales, Malvaceae.